Molecule: messenger RNA, 5160 nt
Organism: Brassica rapa (field mustard)
Lineage: Eukaryota; Viridiplantae; Streptophyta; Magnoliopsida; Brassicales; Brassicaceae
Product: pollen receptor-like kinase 2
Biological process (GO): protein phosphorylation
Molecular function (GO): protein binding; ATP binding; protein kinase activity
Source: RefSeq, a predicted model, not a curated record
AGCCUAGGAGUAUCAAGGAGCCUUUCCGCAGCCUCUUGUGUCACCAAUCGAUCCACAAACCUUGAUAAACUUGAGUCCUUGACUCGUUUAUGGAAGGAUCUAUCCAAAUCCAUCCAGAGACGCAUCCUAGGAGUUCAUUAAGCCCGAUCUGAAAAGGGUCAAGCCUAUUCUAACAAGACAGCCUAGGGCGAAUAGGAAGGAGGGUUUGUCUAUAUAAGGAGGACACACUUGGCGGCUAGAAACUAGAGUUUUACUCAUUUGUAUUCUUGCCAACUUAUAAAUUCCUGGCCAGCUCUCCAAGCACCGGUUUAUUCUUCCAUUUGUUUCCUCAUUUGUAAACCGAACCUUUUUCCUAUCUAAUAAAACAUCUUCGAGCUAACCCAUCGACGAGUUAGGUCUUACCAUACGAGUCCGACCAAACUCGGUUCAAACCCCUUUGCAAAGAAGGUUAAGAAACUUUGAUAUGAUACACCAAAUUUCAUAAUUUAUAUGCUCGAAGGUCAUGAGAUGUUUUCCAAAGAAAAAGCAUUCUAAAAUUUGAAGGAAAUUAUUCUAACUGUAUAUAUUGUAGGAUUAGAAAAUAAAAGUGAGUGAAGUAUAAAGAGAAACAUAAAAUGAGGAAGGGAUCUAAAAUUCCACCACAAAUUUUUAUGUGACUUUCUUUAAGACAAAGACAUCGUCAAAGCUAGAAAACACAAACCGUUUUUUAUAGACAACAAAUAUUUCUAGUGUUGUACGUUCUUAGUAUGCUUUGAUUCAGACCUCUCUUCUUCAUCAUUCUCUCAUUUUUCUUUCUCUGACAUUUCAUCCAUCUCAGGUUAUUUUUGUCUUUCUUCAUCUUCAAACAUUCCGUCCAUCUUCCCUGAGAGGGCGCGCCUUGUGUGUGCGUUCUCUACAACAGCCAUGGAAUCCACAUCUCUCAUCCUUGUUUCCAUUGUAUCACUCUUCUUCUUGGCUUCUGAUGGUUUAUCAGAAACAGAAUCUCUCUUAAAAUUCAAGAAAUCUCUUGUUAUUGGGGAAGCAAGUGGUUUGGAUAGUUGGGAUAGAAAGAAUCCACCAUGCAAGUGGUUUGGUAUCUUGUGUGAUCAAGGCUAUGUUUGGGGGCUACGUCUAGAGAAUAUUGAGCUUGCUGGCUCUCUAGACAUUGAGGCGUUGACAGGUUUGAAGUCUCUAAGGUCUCUAAGCUUCAUGAAUAACAAACUUAGAGGGCCAUUUCCGAAUUUCAAGAAACUUGGUGCCCUGAAAUCAAUUUACUUGUCAAACAAUCAAUUCGAUGUAACGAUACCAAAGGAUGCUUUUGAUGGGAUGGGGUGGCUGAAGAAAAUCCAUCUGGAACACAAUAAGUUCAACGGUGAAAUUCCAGUCUCUGUGGCCAAAAUUCCCAAGCUUUUGGAACUGAGACUUGAUGGGAACCAGUUCACCGGACAAAUACCAGAAUUCACACAUAAAUUACACAUCUUAAAUUUUUCAAACAAUGCAUUAUCAGGUCCAAUCCCAAAUAUUCUCAGAACAAUGGAUCCAAAACUAUUUGAAGGCAAUAAAAAAUUAUGUGGUAAACCUUUGUUAACAGAGUGUUACUCUCCUUACAACCUUUCUGAAGAGCCUAAACCAAGUUCCAAGAAAAAAACAUCAAAGUUUUUGUACAUUGUAGCCGCGGUAGUAGCAGUAAUACUAGCAUUACUCAUUAUUAUUGGACUAAUCAUCGUGCUUUGUCGGAGGCGAAGUUACAAGCAGCCACUAAUGUCACCAGAUUCUGGAACAUCAAGUUUACAGAAGAGAGCAGGAAUCCAAAAAGGUGAUAAGGGACAAUAUUGCUGCCAUUCAAAAAAUCGUGUUGCAAAGAGGAUGAUUCAUACCACAAAAUUGUCAUUCUUGAGAGAUGACAAGGGAAAUUUUGACUUGCCAGAUUUGUUAAAAUCAUCUGCAGAGAUUAUGGGAAGCGGGUGUUUCGGAGCAUCAUAUAAGACAUUGCUUUCGAAUGGAUCGAUGAUGGUAGUGAAGAGGUUUAAACAUAUGGAUAGUGCAGGAAGUGAAGAGUUCCAAGACAAUAUGAAGAGAUUGGGGAGGCUAAACCAUGAGAAUUUGCUCCCAAUUGUAGCUUAUUACUAUAAGAAGGAGGAAAAACUUUUUGUUUCUGAUUUUAUUGACAACGGAAGCUUGGCUGAUACUCUCCAUGGUCAUAGAUUGUUGGAACAGCCAAACUUUGAUUGGCCAACAAGAUUGAAUAUAGUGAAAGGUGUCGGAAGGGGACUUCUGUACCUACAUAAAAACCUUCCUAGCCUAAUGGCACCUCAUGGCCAUCUUAAGUCAUCCAAUGUUCUUCUUAGUGAGAAUUUUGAGCCACUUCUUACAGAUUAUGGCUUGAUCCCAAUGAUCAAUGCAGAAAGUGCACAAGAGCUAAUGGUAGCUUACAAAUCUCCAGAGUACUUGAAGCAAAGCCGUGUGACCAAGAAAACUGAUGUAUGGGGAUUCGGUGUACUCAUCUUGGAGAUUUUAACAGGAAAGCUCCCUGAAAGUUUCCCACAAUCCGAUAAAGAAAGUGAAGAGGACAUCACAAGUUGGAAGUCAAUUUUCAAAGGAGAAUGGACACAAGAAUUGUUUGAUCAAGAAAUGGGGAAAACAAAUAAUUGUGAAGGAGACAUUCUCAAACUCCUAAGGAUUGGACUGAGUUGUAGUGAAGUAGACGUGGAGAAAAGGUUAGAUAUAAAAGAAGUUGUCGAGAAGCUAGAAGAUUUAAUGAAAGAGCGAGAAGGAGACGACGACUUCUUCUCAACUUAUGCGAGUGAGGCUGAUGGGAGGUCAUCAAGGGGAGUGUCAAGUGAAGGAAUUAACCUCUCAUGAAAUUAUAAAACAUCAAGUAAUAUUUUAGUGAUAAAGAUUUAAGUUUGAGAACAAAUUCUUGUGUUUCAAAAGCGUAAUUUUAUUGGUAUUCAUGAAUGACAACACCUCCACAUAUGGAAGCCCUUAAAACUUGAAAAUUAUUCAUUAUAUGCUCGUAUGUUGUUAUGUUAUUGUGGAAAUCUAUAUGAAAGAAAGAUGUAGGGAGUUUUUUCCUUCAAAAAACAAUCAUAGAGAAACCUCAAAAGAACGUUAAUGAUGUAAUCUCAAGUUUUAAAUCACAUAGGACGUUUACUAAUGUAUUCUCAAAUCCUUUUUUUGAAUUUCCCUUCUACAUGGUUUUCCUCUUAUAAAUUUUCAAGACAAAUUCUACACAAUAUUUUUAUAUACAUUGCAGGAAGAUGGGCGUUAAUAAACUUUUUAUCUAUACGAAAAAAUCAACAUUAAACUUUCAAUGUAUGCAAAAAGAACAUGUAAAAGAUCACGAUGAAGUAAUGUAGAAAAUAAAUCAAUAGACAAUGAGAUUAGAAAACACUAUUUGUUUUAUUAAAAAUCACAUAAAUAAUCUAUUAUUAAACUAGCUUAAUCUGUUUUUUUGUAACACAGCUUAAUCUGUUUUACACAAUUUGUUAUCUCUUUAUAAUUGUUACUGAAAUAUUCCUAAAAUAUCCAAGUUUUAUGACUUUGUCGCCUCAUAUGUCAAAUUUUGACUUAGUAUGAUGCCAAGAACUCUAACCAAGAGCUCUCUCUCUCUCUCUCUCUCUCUCUCUCUCUCUCUCUCUCUCUCUCUCUCUCUCUCUCUCUCUCUCUCUCUCUCUCUCUCUCUCUCUCUCUCUCUCUCUCUCAAAUCAGUCUUAAAUAUCUUAUAGAUUCUUUAUCGACACUUAAUUUAGCUAUUCAAAGAAUCCAUAAAUAUUGAUAACAUUCAUAUUAUUAAGUAUACUUCUUUUCCUUAAAACAAUAUUUAUUCAUUUUUCCAAAGAAAAAAAAUAAUUAUUUUGAAGUUUAUGAUAUCACUCAAAUUACCCUAAAAGUGAUUUACUCUCUCAAAUAAAAGGUCGAAUUGUAACACUUAGGGAUCGAAUUCACAAGGAGCUAAGACACACAAUAGAUCUAGAUAGAUAUGUAGUUAAUCUAGGAAAAUAGAUUUAAAGCAGUAAAUAGCAGGGGUGAACAAGUAAUUGUUCGAUUGAUUGAUUGGGGUUUUAAGACAUAUAUGGAAGAUGUUAGACUUAGGAUUUCUAUUCAGUCAACCAGAAUUAUAGAGAUAUAGAUACUAAGCAUAUAAUGGAUAUUCUAAAAUCAGUCUUAAAUAUCUUAUAGAUUCUUUAUUGACACUUAAUUUAGCUAUUCAAAGAAUCCAUGAAUAUUGAUAACAUUCAUAUUAUUAAGUAUAUUUUUUUUCCUUAAAACUAUAUUUAUUCAUUUUUCCAAAGAAAAAAAAUAAUUAUUUUGAAGUUUAUGAUAUCAUUCAAAUUACCCUAAAGAGUGAUUUACUCUCUCAAAUAAAAGGUCGAAUUGUAACACUUAGGGAUCGAAUUCACAAGGAGCUAAGACACACAAUAGAUCUAGAUAGAUAUGUAGUUAAUCUAGGAAAAUAGAUUUAAAGCAGUAAAUAGCAGGGGUGAACAAGUAAUUGUUCGAUUGAUUGAUUGGGGUUUUAAGACAUAUAUGGAAGAUGUUAGACUUAGGAUAUCUAUUCAGUCAACCAGAAUUAUAGAGAUAUAGAUACUAAGCAUAUAAUGGAUAUUCUAAAAUCAGUCUUAAAUAUCUUAUAGAUUCUUUAUCGACACUUAAUUUAGCUAUUCAAAGAAUCCAUGAAUAUUGAUAACAUUCAUAUUAUUAAGUAUAUUUCUUUUCCUUAAAACUAUAUUUAUUCAUUUUUCCAAAGAAAAAAAAUAAUUAUUUUGAAGUUUAUGAUAUCAUUCAAAUUACCCUAAAGAGUGAUUUACUCUCUCAAAUAAAAGGUCGAGAAUUGUAACACUUAGGGAUCAAAUUCACAAGGAGCUAAGACACACAAUAGAUCUAGAUAGGUAUGUAGUUAAUCUAGGAAAAUAAGUUUAAAGCAGUAAAUAGCAGGGGUGAACAAGUAAUUGUUCGAUUGAUUGGUUGGGGUUUUAAGACAGAUAUGGAAGAUGUUAGACUUAGGAUUUCUAUUCAGUCAACCAGAAUUAUAGAGAUAUAGAUACUAAGCAUAUAAUGGAUAUUCUAGAACUCAAACAAUAAGAAUAGUCGAUCAACUUUCGUAUUUUUAGACAAUCUAUCGCUGGAUCUAGGACCUCAGCUGUCGCUUGUUGGUCCUGAGAAAGUGUCGAUCGAUAC